AUCAUUCGUAUAGUAAUUGUGGAAUAUCAUUUUAAAUGUUAAUGAUUUGCAGGAUCUUUCUAUUAAACUUCAUUAUUGAAUUGAUUUCAUCCCAACCGGAUACUGUUUACUUAAGAGAUGGUACUAAAGAUGUAUCCAUUCACCCUGAAACUAAUAUAAUGUCACUUAGUCCGACUAAACUUCUGAUACAAUCAUUAGACGAGGUUAAAUUAAUGAGAUCAAUGGUUGACAAUUUGAUUACCAAACUAAAUAAUAUAUCACCUUCAAAUUCAGCUAAUAAACCUCUACAUAAUGGAUUAUUAUCAAAUCUUUGCAUUAUUUUUUAUAUUAUUGUAACAUUUAUAUUAAUAUUUAGAAAAUACUGAUGAUACUACUAUCAAAGAUGUUUAUAAUUAUGAAUAAUUUCAAAAUACACAUAUACAUUGCAAAUGAGUUUUUUGUUAUUGCGAUUGAGCUACUUAUAUCCAUAUAAGUAGUAUGUAAAAUAGUAAGAAAUAGAAUGCAUUUUAGUGGAAGGUCGUAAAAGGACGGGAACGGGAACAGAAAGCAAUCGGUAUGAAAAUACAGGAAUAAUGAAAUCUGAGAUGAUGGACUGAUAUUUUUCAAAGAAAUAGUCAAGUCAAGAAGACCGACUGAUAUUUUGGCAAAUUAAAUAUUAUAUUGUAUGAGAUAUUCUGUAAUUUCUUGUUCAAAUACAUUUGAUUGUCCAAA
Molecule: messenger RNA, 711 nt
Organism: Schistosoma margrebowiei
Lineage: Eukaryota; Metazoa; Platyhelminthes; Trematoda; Strigeidida; Schistosomatidae
Source: the annotation of a GenBank genome assembly